GCCUCAGGGAUGGUGGUAGUUACGGGGCACAGCAAAGCGAGCGGGGACCCGGAUGAUGCCAUGUCGAGCUCGGAUGCUGAGGAUGAUUUCCAGGAGCCGGCCACUCCUACUGCCACCCAGGCAGGACCGGCGCUGCCGCUGCUGCCUCAGCAGUUCCCAGAAGUGGUUCCACUCAACGUGGGAGGGAUGUGUUUUACAACAAGGCUGUCGACACUCCGACGCUACGAGGACACGAUGCUGGCGUCCAUGUUCAGUGGAAGACACUACAUUCCCACAGAUGCUGAAGGCAGAUACUUUAUUGACAGAGAUGGAACCUACUUUGGAGACAUACUGAACUUCCUGAGGUCUGGUGACCUGCCACCCAGGGACCGAGUGAGGUCAGUGUACAAGGAAGCUCAGUAUUAUUCCAUAGGACCAUUGCUAGACAAUCUGGAGGAUAUCCAGCCUCUUAAAGGAGAAAAAGUUAGACAAGCUUUCCUGGGCCUAAUGCCAUAUUACAAAGAUCACUUGGAACGGAUAAUCGAGAUAGCGAAGCUGAGAGCCAUGCAGAGAAAGGCACGGUUUGCAAAGCUGAAGGUCUGUGUCUUCAAAGAAGAGAUGCCCAUCACUCCCUACGAGUGCCCACAUUUCAAUUCCUUACGUUUUGAGAGGAGUGAAGGUGAGACCAAGCUGUUUGAGCAUCACUGCGAGGUGGACGUGUCGUUUGGCCCCUGGGAGGCCGUGGCUGAUGUGUAUGACCUGCUGCACUGCAUCGUGACAGACCUGUCUGACAGGGGCAUCACCGUGGAUCACCAGUGCAUCGGGGUGUGUGAUAAACACCUCAUCAACCACUACUACUGCAAGCGUCCUAUCUAUGAAUUCAAGAUUACCUGGUGGUGAGUUGUCUCGUCCAGAAGGGGGCAGGGCAUGAGGACUUGCAGGUGACAAUUGCUUGUAAUGAUUUUUUGCACCGUGUCUUUGGAAAUGCGUUGCUGCU
Messenger RNA from Chaetura pelagica (chimney swift), 976 nucleotides. It is a transcript of the gene KCTD7, whose product is annotated as potassium channel tetramerization domain containing 7. The transcript has 4 exons. The coding region runs from base 10 to 879 and encodes 289 amino acids. NCBI's taxonomy places the organism in Eukaryota, Metazoa, Chordata, Aves, Apodiformes, Apodidae. The record is from RefSeq and is a predicted model, not a curated record. Gene Ontology annotation, molecular function: protein binding. Gene Ontology annotation, biological process: protein homooligomerization.